CUCUCCUGGCGCACGCGGAAGCAUGCUCGUUCAACACCACUGGAUCCCCAGCCGUCUGAACCCAUGCGGGGCACUCAACGCGUUACAACUAGGGGCGCGCAGACCGUUACGCCGAUACCGACACGUGGAGUUCAUCUCAAUUGAGGGUCGAGAGAGUGCGCUGCUUCUGGCCUUCACGACACGGUCGCCAAUUUCCCGCCCAUGCAGCAGCGCAAUUCUUCCGGCUGGACCAGCAGUUCCGCCCUCGUGUCCUACUCGAAUAUGGAAGUAUCACCGGCUUCUUUGCCGUGGAGCUGCACGCCAUCUAACGCCCCACAUGUCGGAACGACUCUGUGGCACGCUCGAGCUUUUCGCCCACCCCUUUCAUGUUCGCUCGAAGCUAAUGGUCGCCGUUCACGUAACAGUCAAGCGAGCAUUACAAACCUCAAACUUACCUCGGGCCAUCCUGGUAGCAUCGUUCGGCCGUGGUGCGGAUACGACCUUUCCGCAAAUCAAAAAUCGAUAUGUUCUCGGCCCGCUCUUUUUCGAUCCUUGUGCGGGGACGAUGUGCGCGUUCCCGGACGUGCAAUUCUCAUGCCGCCUUGUUCCCCUGGCUGGCAUCAGCGCUAAGUUUCAUAUGAAAACCACGUCUAUCGCGGUCAAAGCAAGCGGGUGGCUUGUUAAUUGACAUUUGGUACGGACCUUAGCCGACCGGCAUAUCCAACCUAUGAGU
This is a messenger RNA of Trematosphaeria pertusa, 712 nucleotides long. RefSeq lists its product as uncharacterized. The transcript has a single exon. The record is from RefSeq and is a predicted model, not a curated record. Lineage: Eukaryota; Fungi; Ascomycota; Dothideomycetes; Pleosporales; Trematosphaeriaceae. Bases 202 to 609 code for a protein of 135 amino acids.